CAAUUUUUGUCUUUUUUUCUAUCAAGUUGGGGUUUUUUUUUACAUUUUACGAGAGACGAAUAAAAACGGUGCAGAGAACCGAGAGCAGAUUCUAAGAGAUAUUGAAAUCCUUGUAGCAGAUAGCGGCGAGGACAGUACAAUAAAAUCGUGGUACGAAUGCAGAAGGCAGAGGGUAUAAGAAAAGUAUGUGGAAAAAAAAUGAGAUGAGAAAGAGAUGAGGAUGAGAAAAAGCGUCAUCCCGUAAACAGAUGCGGUGUAUAACUUGGGGUAUAUCAUUCCCACACGUAUGAUAAAAACGUCGUGCAAAGAUGAAAAAGCAAAAUAUGGAGGAAAAAUAAAUAGUGAAAAAGGAGAAACGGAAAGUCGAGGGAAAGGAAAAAAAAAAUAAAAAAAAAAAUUACGCUUUUCCUUUUUCCGUCGCAUCGGCCGGAGGUAGGUACGCCGUACGUACACGUAUCCCGUACACACACGUACGUGUAUGCGCAACACGCGCGUACAUCUGCGUUCUUUUUAUUCCGUUUCCCUCUUCAGCUUUGCCAACCAUCUCCGGUCGCCGUUUGCAACGGGAGUAAAAAAAAAAAGAAAAAAAAAAAAAAAACUCCGCCAGACACAUGUCUUUCCCCUUGGGAUAUCUGGUACCGUUUCUCGUUUUGUUUCUCUUAACCGGAUCCCCUGCGUUUUCUGAGCGUAAAUAUGCGCGCGUAUCAAAGGCGUUUUGUAACUCGAAUUGUCGAAGAGCUUGGCGGCCGGUAUAGGUGGCCGUGUUUUCGUGUUAUCGCCUUCAUUGUUGAUUGGUUAUUUUGUAAAAAAAAACAAAAAAAUAAAAAAUAAAAAAAUAUAUUAAGGCGAAUCUGCGCUCACCGUGCGAUCUCCGCGGUGGGAUACGAUCCACUUGCGUAACUCGGCCGCAAAUAUUACCCGGAGAUUUCCAAGAAGGAGAUAAUAGGCGUACGAGUAAAACAAUUAACGUUACAAUUAUGAAGUGGAAUUUAAAUUGCAUACGAAAAUAUUUCACUGAAAUUACAAAACGUAGACUCCGCGAGAGAACGGUGGGUAAGUGCAUCGGGCGUGGAAAGCGCAUAUUUUCUUUCAGUUUAUUUUCGUAAAAUCGAAGCUAAAAAUACGCCGUUAUCACGCGUAGACGUUCGCAGUCAUCGUGAAAUUUUUGAUCACUCACGUGUAAAAAACUGUUACCGAUAAGAUACGUUUUUUAUAAUUUAGGUGAAUUGCGUCUGCGAAUUUUCGAUUAAUCAACAGAAUAUCGGUCAAUCUCUGAGGGUCAUCGACCGUCGAAAAUUUCGUCAGCAAAAUCGAGAGUAUUGAACGCUCUCGAUUUUUGCAUAGAGUUCAGUUGGGAAAGGUCCGGCUUGUCAGUGUCGAGUGCAAGAGGAAUCGCCAUGAUCGAGUCAUCGGGAAGUUUCAACCCAAGAUCCUUUUUUUUGUUGGUCUUCAUUCUAACGGAAUACCUCGCCCUCUGUUCCUGUCGCACCACCCCAUCAGAAAAUGGGGAAAUUUCAAUCGAAGAAAACACGUGGAUUCCCGUAACGAGGAUACCCCAAGGUGUUCUCCGGGGUACGAAUAUGACGACGCGCCACGGGAGAAGGAUAUUCGCUUUCAAGGGGAUUCCGUACGCUCGACCACCGGUUGGAAAUCUCAGAUUCAGGGGACCGGUACCACCGGAUCCUUGGAACGGAACCUUCGACGCGAGCGAGGAGUCCGCCCCGUGUCCCCAGUUGAACGGAAACGACGUUGUCGGGGACGAGGACUGUUUGCAUCUGAACGUCUACACGCCUAGACUCCCUGCGAAUACGAACAACGCCACGUUGUUGCCGGUGAUGCUUUACAUCUACGGGGGGCAAUUCAAAUCCGGAGAAUCCAGUUCCUCGCGAUGGGGUCCCCAUUUUUUGUUGGACAAGGACGUGAUCCUCGUUGUUCCCAGUUACCGGAUCGGAGUGUUGGGCUUUCUGAGCACGGGGGACGACGUUUCCCCUGGAAAUUACGGUUUGAAGGACAUGCUCCGCGCCCUGGAAUGGAACCGAGAGAACAUACGGUACUUCGGAGGUGACCCGAACGUGGUAACUCUGGUGACCGGAAGUUCGGGAUCAAUUUCCGCGCAUAUUUUGGCAUCGACCAACCUGACGGACGGUCUGUUUCAUAGGCUCAUAGCCGACGGCGGGACGUCUCUCACCCUAACGACGGUGAGGCCUGGUAAGAUAUACACGAAAUACGCCACGGAACUGGGCAAGUAUCUCGGUUGUCCAACCGACGCAUCGAGUGCCCUCGUAAACUGUUUGAGGGACUUGAGCGUCCAUAGGAUCGUCGAUUCGAACAACCCCUUCAACAUAUGGCGCGAAUUCCCGAUCAUAAUAUGGGGUCCGACCGUCGAACCUGACGGGGAAGGGGCAGUCCUCACGGACAUGCCUGCCAAUCUGAUAGCUGCUAAUAAAUUUCGCGACAUACCGAUGAUAUCGAACGUGGCGAGGGACGAAGGACUCCUUUGCGCCGCCGGACUCUACGCGAAUCGGGACAUGCUCAGAGAACUCUUGGAUAAUUUCGAGGUCCUUUUGCCCGUUGUAUUGCAUUACGAUGUUUUAUUCGACGACACAACGGAGUUCACCAAUAUCUUCAGAUCGCAUUACCUGAACGAUUUGCGAGCGGACGAAAGUUCGCUGCUCGCCAACAUGACGCGGAUGAUAGGCGACGCCCUUUUCGUCUGUCCUCUCAGCGACGUGGCUGAACAUUUUUUGAUCCAUUCUACGAGCGAGCAUUACGUGAGCUCCUUUCAAUACCGGGGCAGGCUGAGUCACAGUUACAUAUUUAGCGGGGGUCGCACCGACGACUGGGGUGUAGCGCACGGUGAUCAAUUGAUUUACAUAUUUGCCAGAGAGAACGUACUCUACGGACCACCCGACAUGGAGUUCAGCGAAACCGAUUGGAAAGUCGUCGACAACAUGGUCGAUCUGUGGACAUCAUUCGCGAUAACCGGGACGCCGUUUGCCGUGGAUUCGGAUUCCCCUGUUAUUUGGGAGCCCUAUUCGUCACGCGGUAAUUAUCUCCGUAUAGGAGAUGGUCCGGAUCCAAGAAUGGAGGUAAAAUACGACUUCGGAAAAGACAGAACGAGGUUCUGCAGGGACUUCGAAGCCGGUAAAGCGAAUAUUUCCUGGGUGUAGCGGAGGGUCUGGAUUUUUCAACUUUGCCAUCAUUUUUCAUCCUCGGAUUAUCGCGUAUCACCUAUCCCUCUUUGUUAUCUUCCCAGGAUUUUUUCAACCAGAUUUUCAUUGCGUUUUGAGAAACAGCGAACUUUGUACCUGUUAGUGUAUAGUGUCGUAGAUCGAAUUUUGGAAAAAAAAACAAAAAUAUCAAUCGCAAUUACCGCUCGAAACAAUCGAGAAAAGUAAAGAAAAAUUUCACAGCUUUUA
This is a messenger RNA of Athalia rosae (coleseed sawfly), 3419 nucleotides long. RefSeq names its product esterase E4-like. NCBI's taxonomy places the organism in Eukaryota, Metazoa, Arthropoda, Insecta, Hymenoptera, Athaliidae. The transcript has 7 exons. Bases 1398 to 3170 code for a protein of 590 amino acids. The record is from RefSeq and is a predicted model, not a curated record.